Messenger RNA from Candidula unifasciata, 517 nucleotides. The record is from the annotation of a GenBank genome assembly. NCBI's taxonomy places the organism in Eukaryota, Metazoa, Mollusca, Gastropoda, Stylommatophora, Geomitridae.
AAAAUCAACCAAUGACCGUCGACAUGUCAUUUACAAAAUAGUGGAGUUUGAUCCUCUUCUGGACUCGUCAAACAUUGGCAUCACUGACUGGAUCAAGAUUGCCACCUGCAUAAAAGAUAACUACCAGGACUAUGAUGGAUUUGUGGUCCUCCAUGGCACCGACACCAUGGCCUACUCUGCCUCGGCUCUCUCCUUCAUGUGUGAAAACCUGGGCAAGCCCAUUGUUUUCACUGGCUCACAGAUUCCAAUAUUUGAAGCCAGGAAUGAUGGUGUAGACAAUUUUUUGGCCUCUCUGAUAAUUGUCUUCAGAGGCAAUCGCUGCAUCAAGUAUGAUUCACGAAGUCUUUCGGCCUUUACAUCUCCAAACAUGGCUCCUCUUGUCACCAUGGAGAUUGAUAUCAAAGUGAACUAUGCAGCAGUGUUGAGAGCGGAAACUACAGAAGAGUUCUCAAUUGCUACAAACAUGUGCAGAAAUGUUGUUUUACUGCGGCUGUUUCCUGACAUCACACCUCAGACA